AUGUCACGGACCCCUUUCCGGACGGUUGCCCCAGCCAUAUCACCCGAGCAUGGGCACAGUUUCAUAUCUUCCUCCUCAUCCGACCCAAGGCAAAGAAAGAAGGAAAGCGUCGCGUGCUUUGCUUGCAAGCGGCGACGGUCCAAGUGUGAUGCCGGCAUUCCGUGCAUCUCCUGUAUUUCGCACAACACCGAAUGUGUCAAGGACCAAAAUGAUGACGGCCGACGCAAACUUGCGGUUAAGCGCAAGAUUGAUGUUCUGGAGUGGGAUCGCCACCUACUGGACGAGUUGCUGACCGCCAUCCGCACUGCUACGCCAGACCAGCUGGAUACGCUACUCAGUCUAAUACGGGACAACGCGACGCGACAGGACUUGCACUCUCACAUCCAAGCUCAACUUCAUGAUCACCAUGAUUCCUCUACACCUGAUAGCGACUACCGGCAUAAGGUCCGAUCCACACGUCGCCGUAUGAUGGGUCGAAUUCAAGAUGUUGUCAACCCCCCAAUAUCUGUGCCCGCCAAACCAUGGACAACUGUUACCGAUGAUGAUGAUUUUGUCUCGCACCUCAUGUCAUUAUGGUGUACAUGGGCUCAUCCCUGGUGGCACUGGGUGGAUGAGGAGGUUUUCCUGGAAGCCAUGCGGUCCGUGACACUACAAGUCUUAUUUCUACUUGACACUCUUGCAGAAGACGGCUCGGAGCCCAACGAAUGGAUCCGAAAACAAUUCUACAACGAAGCCAAGAGAGGACUCGAUGCUCAGAAUGGUCACUCUUCAAUGGCGUACGUGGCAACCCUGGGAGUCCAAUGGACCUACCUCAACACCAAUGGUCAAGAUCAGCUCGGUAACGCUGUCCUUCAUGAACAGAUUUACCGUGCAAAAGGCCUUGAAAAGUGGCGGCGGAACCUUCAUCGGAAUGGCGAUAUGUCCCCAGAGUAUCUCAGCAAGAUUGAUCGGUCUCUUGACAGACUUUCGUGGAGCUUGUACACGCUUCACUCGUUGACUUUGAUGAGCUUGGAAAGAACCGAGCUUACAAAGGUGCCGACUCGACCAAAGCCUCCCUCGGAUCACCAUAAGAAGAACCAUGAUGGAUGGAUGCCAUAUCCACAACCUCACAAUCCCGUCACCUUUCACCAUAACUGCCAUUAUCUUGCCUUUGUCUCACUAAUCGAGGAAGCGGCGCGGGUGGAGGCACUGUUCGUGAAACAGGCUCGUGAUGAUUCAUCCAUGAUCAUGGCAGAACUCGAGAACGUCUGUCGGCAAUUGGGCGAUUGGCCACACACUCUUCCUGAAUGCUUGAAGAUGCAUGAGAAAUCAAUGCCUCAUGUGAUUGCCUUGCACGCGCUACAUCGUUGGGUCGUUGUAAUGAUGGCCAAACAGAUAGCCGCGCUCGAGGCUGGCAAACUGAAGGAGCCUUCUUUGGUGGAAACACCGCAGAAAGACAAAAGAAGUCCGUGGAAGGAGAUAUCCAUUACAAGUUGCAUCGAAAUCGGGGAACUCCUCGAACAGAUCCGACUGAACUGGGGCGCGGACCAUUUCCCUGUCAUCAUCAUGCAACCUAUCGCCACCGCGGUGUUUCCACUUCUCGAAGGCCUUAACGACCGACCCGACUCGCAAGACGCACUUUUCAAGCUAUGCAUAACCGUCCGUGCGGCAAGCCGCAGGUUCCGUGUUGGGAAAGGAGUCCUUCUUCUCCUCCAUCAGACUGCAAAGCAAAGGAAUAUUGUCCUACCGGAGAAUUGUCAACAGUUGUUGGCUGAUUUUUCUGCCCGAAUGGACUUUCAGCGAACUGUGAAUGGCAUUUCCGAUAUCGGUAUGGAAUACUUGCUGGAAAAGUGGGAGGAUCUGGAUCUUCACGAGGUAUAG
This is a messenger RNA of Exophiala dermatitidis NIH/UT8656, 1860 nucleotides long. RefSeq lists its product as uncharacterized. The record is from RefSeq and is a predicted model, not a curated record. Bases 1 to 1860 code for a protein of 619 amino acids. Gene Ontology annotation, biological process: regulation of DNA-templated transcription. NCBI's taxonomy places the organism in Eukaryota, Fungi, Ascomycota, Eurotiomycetes, Chaetothyriales, Herpotrichiellaceae. Gene Ontology annotation, molecular function: zinc ion binding; DNA-binding transcription factor activity, RNA polymerase II-specific. The transcript is spliced from 5 exons.